Kickxella alabastrina is the source of this 1688-nucleotide messenger RNA. Its product is annotated as P-loop containing nucleoside triphosphate hydrolase protein. Gene Ontology annotation, biological process: DNA replication initiation; mitotic DNA replication checkpoint signaling. Bases 80 to 1540 code for a protein of 486 amino acids. Lineage: Eukaryota; Fungi; Kickxellomycota; Kickxellomycetes; Kickxellales; Kickxellaceae. The record is from RefSeq and is a predicted model, not a curated record. The transcript has a single exon. Gene Ontology annotation, cellular component: nuclear origin of replication recognition complex. Gene Ontology annotation, molecular function: DNA replication origin binding; ATP binding; ATP hydrolysis activity.
UGCCACUACUGGUGGCAGUACUGCGCGUAAGGGAGUUGCGGGAAGGACCAAGAGACGCAAGGCGGACAGCGAUGUGGACAUGGAGGGUAAUAGCGAGAAUAGUGGGGAUGAGCCGGAUACCGAGGAUGAAUCAUUUGUUCCUGCUGAAAUGCCUCCCCCUGCCAAGGGUUUACCCGCGCGCACAGCAUCGAGGACACCUGUACGCGCAACCCGCGGCAAAGCGGUGCCCGCGACCAAGCGGCGCAUGCGGCUGCAGGAUCUCCAGCGCCCUGCCUCUGUCACCGCGACGAUUCUCAAACGGGCGUCGAAAAUCCUUACCGCCACAGGCUCUACCAACUCUUCCUCAGGCAAAACCAUCUAUGAGACCGCCCGCCAGCGACUGCACGUAUCCGCAGUCCCCGAUACACUGCCCUGUCGCGAAGACGAGUUUGCAGAAAUCUACGGCAGCCUCUACAAUGCAAUCGAGGAACGCAACAGCAUGUGCAUGUAUAUCUCGGGAGUUCCAGGCACGGGCAAGACCGCGACCGUAUACGAGGUUAUCCGGACUUUGCAGGAGAAUUCGGAGGAUGGGGAGCUGUCGGAAUUUCAGUAUAUCGAGUUGAACGGAAUGAAAAUGACCGAGCCCUCGCAGGCAUAUGCGCAGCUCUGGCAGGCGAUUUCUGGAGGCGAAAAGGCGACGCCCAGGCAUGCCGCGCAACUACUUGAAAGGCACUUUAGUGCGCCUAGUCCCCGCCGACACACCUACGUUGUACUGAUGGAUGAGCUGGACCUUUUGGUGACAAAGUCGCAAUCCAUCAUGUAUAAUUUCUUCGACUGGCCUCACCGCCCACACGCCAAGCUUAUUGUCAUAGCUAUUGCGAAUACGAUGGAUUUGCCCGAGCGAAUGCUGAGUCAUAAGGUGUCGAGCAGAUUGGGUUUGACGAGGAUUAAUUUCCAACCGUAUACGCAUUUGCAACUUAUGACCAUUGUUAUGUCGCGGCUAGAGGGUUGUUUGGCAUUUGGUUCGGAUGCUGUGGAGCUGUGUGCGCGCAAGAUUAGUGCUGUGUCUGGGGAUGCGCGCAGGGCACUGGAUGUAUGUCGGCGGGCGGUCGAGAUGGUCGAGGCUGAGGCGGAGGAAAAGGCGGUUGAGAAUGAUUCCGGUAGUAGUCGGGAGGAUCUUCUAGUUACCAUGCUGGUUAUUGAUCGGGCAGUUAAGGAAAUGUACGCAUCCGGGCAGAUUGCAUUUAUCCAGAGCGCGCCCCUCCAACACAAGGUAUUCUUGGUUGCCCUGCGGGCUGCUAUUAGGAAAGCCGGGGUGCCGGAGGUUUCCCUUGGGGAUGUGGCUUUUAUUCACAGACAGUUGUGCCAAAUGCAUGAGCUUUCGGUGCCGAGUUAUGAGCAGAUAUCGGCGGUGUGUGCGCAGUUGGGCGCGACAAGAUGUGUUUUGACAGAGUCUAGUUUGUUGGAUGUACAUCAGCUUGUCAGACUGGCGAUUGCUGAGGAUGAUAUUACGGUGGCGUUAAGACCGGAUGCUUUAUUCCAGAAAAUCUGCGUGUCGUGAUUUGUAAGGUGUAUUAUGUUUUAUAGUGUUUUCUUAUUUGUUUGUUUAUUCAGGAAUAGGCAAGUUUUGCAGCGAUUCCUGCGGGUUAUAAGAUAUUUUAAAUAUAAAGCCACUUUCAGACUGUUCUGCUUGUAGGCUAGCUUUAAUU